ACAACGUCCUUUCUAAGCGGACACGCGCCAUCGUACGUACGCGCUUCCGUAAACCAGUGACAAAGAUGGCGGACGCCGCCUUAUCAGGCAUCGUAGUUCCUCGUAGCUUUCGACUGCUGGAGGAACUGGAAGAAGGUCAGAAGGGAGGAGGAGACGGUACAGUGAGCUGGGGCCUGGCAGAUGAUGACGACAUGACGCUAACUCACUGGAAUGGAAUGAUCUUCGGCCCCUCCAAGACUGUCUAUGAAGGCAGGAUAUACAGUCUGAAAAUAGAAUGUGGAUCCAGAUACCCAGAGUGCCCCCCCCAUGUCCGCUUUGUGAACAAGAUCAACCUGAGUGGCGUACAUAGUUCAAAUGGAGUGGUGGACAUAAAGGCGUUGACAGCACUGUGCAGAUGGAAAAACUCCUACAACAUCCGGAUGGUGCUGCAGGUGCUCAGAGAGCACAUGCUGAUGAAAGAGAACAACAGGCUUUCCCAGCCGUCCGAAGGCCAGGUGUUCAGCAACUGAGGCGCCUGCUGCUAUCCCCCUGUCUCUCUGUCUCUCUCUGUCUCUCUCUCACACACACACACACACACACACACACACACACACACACACACACACACACACAGACACACAGACACACAGACACACAGACACACACAGACACACACAGAAACACACAGAAAAUCCUAAACACCUAACACUGACUCUGUUACUUUCAAACUACACCAUCAUGUUAUCCAAGACUCCCACUUCCCAUUGGACAGAGAGAGGAUGUGCACCCAGUGCCCAGUCAUCCAUAAAAUUCAUGGUGCAGACAUUACAAAACAAAAAUACAACUUACUAAUGUUGUUUUUUAUUAUCAUCCUGUGUGUUCUACAUCCAGAUUAUAAAAUAACAACUGUCUUGAUUGAGUGUGCCAGUUAUGUGUGUGCGUGCUGAAUUCUUCUCAAGUGGUGUCACAUAGUCCCUGUUCUAUGGGUUUGAAUCAACUCACUACUCGGCAAAACAAAUGUACUUCUGUAACUCCAAACAAAAUGUUGAUAAUUCUGGGUUGUUUUUUAAGCAACAAACGUCAACAUCUUGCAGUAUGCUGAAACCCCAUAGAGGAAAAACAUGCACCCACCACAAUGCUUUGCUUGGUCUCCCAGGCCGCGUUAGUCUCAAAUUCCCCAGCUUCUGCAAUCCCGAAGAUGUGAAUUUCACGGGCCUUCCUUAAACAUUGCAUGUCCGGUACAUGGGAUUAAAGUACUACUAGACAUUUAACAACGUAUGGAUCACCAGGGCACUGCUGGCUCAUCACUCAUGUUCUCAGAAUUGUCCUCUGUGUGCCAUAUGGUUCAUAGUGCUUUGUGAUGGUGAUUGUUUAUUUUAGCAGCCGGGGGGGGGGGGGGCGGGCACAGACCCUUGUGCUUUCUCUCUUCAGAAAACGUAGAGUUUGUGCGCUUGGAACCUAUUCAUGGCCACUGUAUUGUGGCCUGAGCCGAGCAGGAGGAGCUGUGAUUUUUUUUUUUUGUUUGCUGUUCUUGUUUUGGUUUCUUCAAUCUCUGGGCUGUACUCCACUGAACGCAAUGUACGGCUUUGGAUGUUUAUUUUAUAAUGGGUUGAAUCUAAUCAGGGUGAUGGUGACCUGUUGCAUGGUUUUAUUUGAAUUAAACGUUAUUACUUUUG
Cottoperca gobio is the source of this 1655-nucleotide messenger RNA. RefSeq names its product ubiquitin-conjugating enzyme E2 variant 1-like. The transcript has 4 exons. Bases 66 to 509 code for a protein of 147 amino acids. The record is from RefSeq and is a predicted model, not a curated record. NCBI's taxonomy places the organism in Eukaryota, Metazoa, Chordata, Actinopteri, Perciformes, Bovichtidae.